CAGAUUCAUCCAUUUUAGCCGCAGUGUAAUUAAUUAGACAAAACACAGUUGGACUAUUCUACUACUAUAGAAUAGAACAGAAUAGAAUAGAAUAGCCCUUUAUUGUCAUUGUCCAUGUACAACGAAAUUGUGGGUGCUCCAAACCAACUGUGCCCCAAUAGCUAAAAGGAGAAAUAUAUACACUCAAUAUUUAUAUAUACAAAAACAAGAGAAAGGGACACAUUAGAGAACGCAGGAAUGCAACUUUCUCAAUAUUAUGUUCAAGGAUCCAUAUGGCUUCUCAUAAAGGCCAUCUCAUAAAGCUUUACUUAGCUAACUGCUGGAAUAUUUGGUCUUCUGUUUUCCUGUUUUCAUUUCUUGCACAUCUGCUUUUAAUCCUGGCCUGUGACAGCAGGCUUUGACAAUGCUGCCACCUAGUGGGACUAAACAAAAAUCGGUUCUUUCUGUCUUUAACCACGUAAGGGUUGCUACCAGAAAUACUUAGUCACAUGUUAAUACCGCACAGUUGAGAUAAGAAAUGCGCGUAUCUUUUCCAAAUAUUACACAGCAAACAAUAUGGAGAGUGACACUGUUCAGUUAGACAAUUAAUUAGACUGUUUAUAACUGAUAACCUAUCGUGUGACCUCCAUCAUAACGGCAUUGUGAAUGAUAAAGCUAUGUGGUCGGACGGCUAACGCUUUUUAAAAGAAAAUAAGGUGGAAUGAAGCGAGGAAAUCGCCCAUUAGGUAUUCACUCAAGAAUGACUUCCAGUAUUACUCACACUGGCGGCGGAGAGUAUAGCUCACAGCUGUUCAGUGGGUGACGACACAAAAUUAGAAAUAAGAAUGAUGAUUUUUGAGCGUCUCCGAGUUGCGGAGUACUUUAUCUCGCUGUUGCCAAAUAUCAGACUCAGAGCUGAAGCGAGCGCGCGCAUUUUAUUUGUCGCGUGCCCUGCUGAAGUGUCUUGGACAACAAAAACAUGCGCGCGCGGCUGAACCUCUGCUAUCAAAGCCAUAAAGCAACAGUUUAUUUUAGAGUAUAUUCGUAUUAUUCUUCGAGGUUGGAUGGAGGACUACAUUAUGAAUUCAUCUUCUUCAUACCUCAGCUCACCUGACAAUCUGGAAAAAGAUCAUGAGCAGUACAACAAUGUGCUCAUGCCCAGCAUCUUUGGUGUUAUUUGUUUCUUUGGGAUCACUGGGAACUGCAUUCUCAUUUACACCAUUGUGAAAAAGACCAAGUUCUGCUGUCAUCCAUCAGUGCCAGACAUAUUUAUCUUCAGCUUGUCCAUCGCAGACCUCCUCUUUCUCCUUGGCAUGCCUUUUCUCAUUCACCAGCUCGUGGGCAAUGGCUCCUGGUGCUUCGGUGGCACCAUGUGCACCGUCAUCACGGCGCUUGAUUCCAACAGCCAGAUCGUCAGCACGUACAUCCUGACUGUCAUGACACUGGACCGCUACUUGGCAACAGUCCACCCCAUCCGCUUCAAACACGUUCGAACCCCCUUCGUGGCAGGGGCGGCAGUGGCGCUGGUGUGGGUGUUUUCUCUGGUCUCCAUCACUCCUGUCUGGAUGUACACUGGACUCAUGCGUCUCAAGGACGGCUCGGUCGGCUGCGCCCUCCUGCUCCCAAACCCGGCCACAGAUACAUACUGGUUCACCCUGUACCAGUUCUUCUUGGGCUUUGCUCUCCCUUUAGUGGUCAUCUGCAGUGUCUUCUUCAAGAUUCUCCAAAAUAUGUCAGCCACAGUUGCUCCACUACCCCAGCGCAGCCUCAGGGUGCGUACAAGAAAGGUGACCCGCAUGGCAGUGGCCAUUUGCCUGGCCUUCUUCUUAUGCUGGGCACCUUAUUAUAUCCUCCAGUUGGCCCAUCUCGGAGUACAGCGGCCCAGCUUUGCUUUCCUGUAUGUCUACAACAUUGCCAUCAGCCUGGGCUAUGCCAAUAGUUGCAUCAACCCUUUCAUCUACAUUGUGUUGAGCGAAACUUUCAAGAGGCAGUUCAUUGUAGCUAUUCGGCCACCCCACAGAGGCUUCAGAGUCGCCCCUGCUCAGGCUGAAGGCUUGAGUUUGAGGGUGGCGCCAGAGAGCUCUCAUCCAUCCCGCUCGCAGUCGUCGCGGGAACUGCUCCAAAACAUGCUGCCCGUCACCGUGGCUGUGCACUGAGAUUGACAGCUAUCUGGCCACCCGUGACCAGUGCUAACUACCACCCCCAGCAACGAGCCAUCUGCCAGUACAGACGUCUCUCUUUUUUCCCUCCCUCCUCGGAAAGCACCCACUGUUUACAUCAACACAUCACAAGAGAAGGAAUUUCUAUCCCACACACACUGCGUUAAUGCGCCAAGUGGUGAUAUUACCGGUGAAGUUUGGAGACGUGUUUAUGUUUGUUGUGAGGAAUAAAUGUAUCGACUGUAGUCGCCAUAUUUUUAAAGAAUGAGAAUGAAAAAAGGAACAAUAGGCAACUUGCAGCUGACAUGUGCCAUUUUUUAAAAAUCUCACUUUGUGUAAACUGUGCUUGAUUUAUCAGUAUGGCAUCUCUGUAAAGGUUUGAUGUAAGGCCAACUUCAUCACACAGCUGUGUUAUACUUAAUGUGUCUUAAAUUACUACGUCGUGGUAGCAGAAAAGUGCAGAUUUGUCACUGUUUUGUGUUGUGCACUGUAAGUUUAUCAAUGUUGUGGUGGAGAAAAAAAGCAUGUGAGCACAUUUAACGCAUUUUAAAGGUCAAGCCAGCUACACCAUUAAAGAAUAGCACACACGGCUGAGGGCAGAUUAUGCACUCAUGAGACAGUAUGCAAAAAACCCCUCUAGUAACACUUGGAGGAUGAGCAAUCACCGAGGACAGACUGCACGCCUUCGCUGGCAAAGACAAAGGAUUUGCAGACUUAAUACUGAUCUUCUCUUUGUGUGUGCUUGAAUGUCAUCAUUCAUGCAUCUCCAAAUGUCAUUCUGUUGUACCUUGGUGACUGUGUGACUUUUUUUUGGAGGCAUUUGUCUCCACGAUGGCUUUGGAGACUCACUCUGAAUUGGCUGUUGCCGUGUGCAGCCUGUCUUACUGUAACUGCUAACUCUUACCUGCUACUGGAAAACUGUGUUUACUAUGCUUACCGUGAAAGCUCUUGUCUCACCCAGUGGGUGGGUUUGUUUUACUCUAAUCAGUAAUAAAAUGUGUG
This is a messenger RNA of Oreochromis niloticus (Nile tilapia), 3140 nucleotides long. It is a transcript of the gene mchr1b, whose product is annotated as melanin-concentrating hormone receptor 1b. Gene Ontology annotation, biological process: neuropeptide signaling pathway. The record is from RefSeq and is a predicted model, not a curated record. Gene Ontology annotation, cellular component: plasma membrane; neuron projection. Lineage: Eukaryota; Metazoa; Chordata; Actinopteri; Cichliformes; Cichlidae. The coding region runs from base 1044 to 2135 and encodes 363 amino acids. Gene Ontology annotation, molecular function: melanin-concentrating hormone receptor activity; neuropeptide binding. The transcript is spliced from 3 exons.